CUUCCCCGUCGUCGUUGUCCCUCAUCAACAAUGUCGAUGCUUGCUCGUCGAUCCGUGGCCCGCGUCGUGGCUCAGCCCUCGCUACUGGUGAUACCCUCAAGUGCCCGUAACAUGGCUACCCUCCGUGAACUCGAACUUCGUCUCAAGUCUGUCCGCAACAUUGAGAAAAUUACAAAGUCAAUGAAAAUGAUUGCAUCUACAAAACUCGCAAAGGCUCAGAGAGCUAUGCAAGCAGGAAAGGAAUACGGUAUCGCUAACUCCGAGGUCUUUGAUCACUCGAAAGAAGAAUCACCCUCAGACUCUAUACGUCGUCUUUUCAUCGUCGUCUCCUCCGAUAAAGGCCUUUGCGGCGGUAUCCAUUCUUCCGUCAGCAAAGCCACACGUCGCGCCUUGAAUAACUUAGCAGACACUCCCCUUGAAGGUGUCAAGAUAGACCCCACGUCGCCCGUCAUGGUCAUUGGUGACAAGUCGAAAGCCCAACUUACGCGUGCCCAACCCAAGAACCUCAGGCUGACGUUCAACCAAAUUGGUAGAGACAUCCCCACCUUCGCAGAUGCUGCUGGUGUCGCGGAUUUGAUUACGAAGAGUGGUGUAGAGUUUGAUGCGGUUGUCCUGGUUCACAACCGAUUCGUCUCGGCAAUCUCGUACGAGCCUAAGGCGUUUGAGGUCAAGGGUGCAGCAGCCUUGAAGGAAAGCGAGGGCUUCAAGAGAUAUGAGAUGGAAGACGACUUCACCAAGGAUCUUGCCGAAUUCUCUCUUGCCAAUGCCAUCUAUGCGGCACUUGUAGAAGGUCAUGCUUGCGAGCAGAGCGCACGUCGUAACGCUAUGGACAACGCAUCAAAGAACGCGAAGGACAUGAUUGAUUCAUUGACUAUGCAGUAUAACCGUGGUCGCCAGGCCGCAAUUACGAACGAGUUGGUGGAUAUCAUUACUGGUGCGAGCGCACUCUAAGCGAACACAGGGUUUGAGUAGAGUGUUAGUGAUAUUAGAUGCUGCGCUCAAGCACGUUUCACUCGUUGAUAAGAUAAUACAAACUUUUAUUUUCAUUCAGUGAUGUCCUGCGCGAGGGGAGAUCUGAAGGUUUCGUCGCACCGGUCGGGUAGACAUUUACCAUCACCCACCCGACCGAGCUCGUUAUUACUUGAACAUCUCUCUCUAUUUGCGUACACUUCUGUCCUUUGGUGGGAGGGGUGAAUAAAUCCGAAAAAAAAAGAUAUCUCUCGCACAAUCGAACGCCCCUCCACCAAUACCUCCCGA
Marasmius oreades (fairy-ring Marasmius) is the source of this 1257-nucleotide messenger RNA. RefSeq lists its product as uncharacterized. The coding region runs from base 31 to 951 and encodes 306 amino acids. Gene Ontology annotation, biological process: proton motive force-driven ATP synthesis. The transcript has 6 exons. The record is from RefSeq and is a predicted model, not a curated record. NCBI's taxonomy places the organism in Eukaryota, Fungi, Basidiomycota, Agaricomycetes, Agaricales, Marasmiaceae. Gene Ontology annotation, molecular function: proton-transporting ATP synthase activity, rotational mechanism.